AUGUUAUCCAAAAUUACUCAAAACACCUUGAAGUCUCUCUCCGGAUAGUGCAAGCAAGCUUUCUCUGUUAGAAAAGCUUUCUACGACUUCAUUUACAAGGAUGACAAGUCUGCUGAAACCUACAAGGUUACUACUGCUGACCCCAGAACUCCCGUCUAGGGUUUCAGAGGCCAAACUGCCGAAGACGUUGCUGCCAAGUACGAAGUCACCAAGCUUGCCAACGGUGUCACCAUUAUCACUGAAUCUUAAACUUUCCCUUCUCAAGUUGAUAUGGGUAUUCUUUUGGACGUCGGUACCAGAGAUGAAACCAACGAAACUUCUGGUUCUUUACUCUCCAUCAAGAACACUUACCUCAAGACUGUCUUGAACACAAACGAAACCAUUAACUACGGUGUUGUUCAACAAUCUGGUGGUUCUUUCGAAAUGGAAUAUGACUAAGAAACUGCUUACUUCAAGGCUAACUGCCUCGCUCACGAUGCUACCGAUGUCUUCUCCAUGGUUGCUGACUGUGCUCUUGAACCCAGAUCUACCGUCGCUGCUUCAGUCGGUGUUGAAAAGAACUAAAAUACCCACAAGCUCGAAUCUUACCUCAAGACUGGUGAACUUUUCAACGAAAGCGUCUUCAAGACUGCUUAUGGUUUGAAGGGCUUAGGUUUACCCCUUAAGGGUUUAAGAGGAAACGUUAAGAACUUGUCUUCUUACACUUUAUAAAAGUUCUAAUUGGAAAACAUCACCCCCAACAGAAUCUUCGUCUGCGCUGCUGGUGUUGAAUCCCACCAAGAAUUCGUUGACCUCGUUCAAACCAAGCUUGCUUAAAUCCCCUCUGCUGAAGGUCAAAAGACCCACCAAAGAGAAAAAUCCGAAUAUCUCGGUGGUGAAGUUAGAAACUUAACUGAAGAAAGCAACGUCACCCUUGCUUUAUUAUUCUAAUCUGUUCCUUGGAGCUCUGCUGACAUAGUUGCUUUCAACGUUGCUGCUGCCCUUCUCAACAACCUCAGACUCAAGAAGAACCUCUUAUAAAAGUACGCUUACUUCGAUUAAGCUGAAGCCUUGAACUUCCACUUCACUGACUCUGGUUUAUUCGGUCUCAGAACUUCUGGUUCUGCUGAUAGAGCUAAGGACAUUCUUAACCACAGUAUUGCUGAAUUGAAGGCUAUUGCUUCUGGUGUUAAUGCUGAUGAACUCCUUACUGCUAAGGCUGCCCUUAAGAACUCUGUUCUUUCUGCUCUCGAAAGACAAACUGACAGACUCGAAGAAACUGUCAAGAAUGUCAGAACUUUCAAUAAAAUUCAACACACUGAUUACGUUAAGCAAAUUGAUUCCGUUACUGCUGAUCAAGUCGCCAAGGCUGUUGCUAAGGUUUUGACUUCUAAUCCUACCUUCGUUGCCCAAGGUAGUCAAGUUAAUGCUCUUCCUACUUAUGAUGCUAUUAGAAACCUCCUCAAGUGA
This is a messenger RNA of Tetrahymena thermophila SB210, 1449 nucleotides long. Its product is annotated as M16 family peptidase, putative. The record is from RefSeq and is a predicted model, not a curated record. Lineage: Eukaryota; Ciliophora; Oligohymenophorea; Hymenostomatida; Tetrahymenidae. The transcript has 8 exons. Gene Ontology annotation, molecular function: metal ion binding. Gene Ontology annotation, cellular component: mitochondrion.